AUGGCUGUGCGUGCUCAAUUCGAGAACUCGAAUGAAGUCGGUGUCUUUUCAACUCUCACGAACGCUUACGCCCUUGUUGCCAUCGGAGCCAGCGAGAACUUCUACAGUGUUUUCGAAGCAGAGUUGCAAGAUGUCGUACCAAUAUGUCGUACUACGAUUGCAGGCACAAGGAUAAUUGGGAGAUUGACCGCAGGCAAUCGAAAGGGUCUCCUAGUACCGACAUCUACCACAGACCAAGAGCUGCAACAUCUUCGAAAUUCAAUACCGGACGAGGUCAAGAUACAGCGGAUCGAAGAGAGACUGUCUGCAUUAGGCAACGUGAUAUGCGCGAAUGAUCACGUGGCUUUGGUGCAUCCUGAUAUUGAGCGGGAAACCGAGGAGAUCAUUGCAGAUGUUCUGGGUGUCGAAGUUUUUCGCCAAACGAUCGCGGACAAUGUUCUUGUUGGGUCGUACAUGGCCCUCUCGAACCAAGGCGGGAUAGUACAUCCCAAAACCUCGAUACAAGAUCAAGAUGAGCUGUCCAGCUUGCUCCAGGUACCUUUGGUGGCAGGUAGUGUGAAUCGAGGAUCAUCCGUCGUAGGUGCAGGAAUGGUGGUGAAUGACUGGAUGGCGGUGACAGGGUUGGAUACGACUGCUACCGAGCUCAGUGUCGUGGAGAGCGUGUUCCGCUUGGGUGAGGGAAUGGGUCCCAGCUCGAUCAAUACGACCAAUAAGGAUACCAUGGUGGAAUCGUUCUAUUGA
Messenger RNA from Letharia columbiana, 741 nucleotides. RefSeq lists its product as uncharacterized. The coding region runs from base 1 to 741 and encodes 246 amino acids. Gene Ontology annotation, cellular component: preribosome, large subunit precursor; nucleolus; cytosol. Gene Ontology annotation, molecular function: ribosomal large subunit binding. Gene Ontology annotation, biological process: ribosomal subunit export from nucleus; maturation of 5.8S rRNA; cytosolic ribosome assembly. The record is from RefSeq and is a predicted model, not a curated record. NCBI's taxonomy places the organism in Eukaryota, Fungi, Ascomycota, Lecanoromycetes, Lecanorales, Parmeliaceae. The transcript is spliced from 4 exons.